Aedes albopictus (Asian tiger mosquito) is the source of this 6306-nucleotide messenger RNA. RefSeq names its product myotubularin-related protein 13 (gene Sbf). Gene Ontology annotation, molecular function: guanyl-nucleotide exchange factor activity. NCBI's taxonomy places the organism in Eukaryota, Metazoa, Arthropoda, Insecta, Diptera, Culicidae. Gene Ontology annotation, cellular component: membrane; cytoplasm. Bases 338 to 6013 code for a protein of 1891 amino acids. The record is from RefSeq and is a predicted model, not a curated record. The transcript has 7 exons.
UUUUGCAGGUUCUGGAUCUCGCACUGGAAAAAUUCUUCAACGAUUCCCAGAAAAAGAUUGGGCCGACACUCCCUUCAUCGAGGGCAUCGAAUGGUUUUGUCAACCGCAAGGUUGGUCCCUGUCAACCGUCCGCCAGGAGCCACAGUUUUUCGUAUCAGUCCUAACGGACAUCGACGCCAAUCGGCACUACUGUGCCUGCUUGUGCUUCAACGAGACCAUUGCCAUCACUCCCAGUAAACCCAUCGACGAGGAAGAGGAAGAUGACAAUCUGUCGCCCAGUAGUAGAGCCUUGUUGGCCGCCUCUAGUGGACCACCCUCCAUAACCCACCACAGUAUAAUGUACGCUCCGAAGUGUUUGGUGAUAGUCUCCCGGUUGGACUACAUCGAAACGUUUCGGAACUGCCUAGGGACUAUCUACACGGUGUACCUGGAGAGCCUGAAGUUCCACUUGCAUCACCUCAUCGGUAGCAUACUAGGGUGCAUUCAGGUUCCUCCUCCCGGUGGUCCACAGGUCCGUUUCUCCAUCGGAGCAGGGGACAAACAAGUCCUGCAGCCACCCAUUUCCCCCACAAUCCCCGUAACGGGAUCCUGCGUAAGCCUUCUGUUUCAUCAACUUGGUAUUAAAAAUGUGAUGCUUCUCUUCUGCGCUGUCAUGACCGAGCACAAGAUUCUCUUCCACUCGACGAGCUAUUCUCGACUAACCGACAGCUGCCGAGCUCUGACCGCCCUGAUGUAUCCAUUCCGCUACAGUCAUGUGUACAUUCCGAUCCUGCCAGCUUCGCUGGUGGAAGUAUUAUCCACACCGACGCCCUUCAUCAUGGGAAUACAUAGCUCAAUGCAGACGGAAGUUACCGAGGUGCUUGACGUGAUCAUAGCCGACUUGGACGGUGGCUCUAUCCACAUUCCCCAAUCGCUGGUACCUCCACCCGCAGAACUACCCAAGGCCUUACGGGAAGCAACGGAAAACGCUCUCCAGCAGGUGUUGCACCCGGAGUUGACGCGGGCCGAUUUGGCCUUCCCACCGAAUAACAUCAACAACAAUGGGUACAAUUUCCGGGAACAGAGGAGCGACGAAAUGCUGGACAAAGAAAUACGGGCAGUGUUCAUGAGGUUGUUUGCUCAGCUGUUGCAGGGCUACAGGUCCUGUUUGACGUUGAUCCGGAUAAAUCCUAAGCCAAUCAUACAGUUUCACCGGGCGGGUUUCCUGGGUGCGAGGGAUUUGGUUGAUUGCGAUUUUUUGUCACGGGUAUUGGAUAGCAUGUUCUUCACGGGUUUCGUUACGGAACGAGGGCCACCUUGGAGGCCGUGCGAUGCUUGGGAUGAGCUGUACAGUGCGAUGAACGAUUUGCUCAAACAGGAAAUGCAGGACCCCCACUUGGUGUUGAUUCACAUCCAGGAGCUGGCCAAGCAGCUGUAUACCAAUGAAAAUCCCAGUCCGCAGCCGUACCAGCAGAAGGUUCUGAGGCCACCGGAAGGUGCCUUCGCUCGAAUACACCAACCCCCGAUGCCGUUGAUCGAUUCACAGGAAGUUCAAAAUGUGAUCAACGAGGGGUUGGCUGCCAAUGAUCUGCAGGCGAGGUUACAGACCAUAAGGCCUCCGCAACGGAUAGUACCGAUGGGUCCUUAUCUGAAACCGGUUCUCGAAUUACGACCAGUGGUCAAUAACAGUGCCCGGAAGCUAGAGGUGUUGAAGAACUGCAUCAGCUGUAUCUUCGAUAACAAGAUCACCGAGGCACGAAAGAGUUUCCCGGCUGUUUUGCGGAUAUUGAAACAACGGGACGCCAGGUUAACACUUUGUAGGGAACUAGCGAAGAUCGCACAUGGAAACAAACAGCUAGAUCACCAGCAGUUCGACUUGGUGGUGAAGCUGAUGAACCGAGCUCUUCAGGACGAUUCUUCAAAAGACGAAUACGGAGUUGCAGCCGCCUUACUUCCUUUGUCGACGACCUUCUGUCGGAAGCUCUGCACCGGUGUGAUACAGUUCGCGUACACGUGUAUCCAGGACCAUCCCGUAUGGAAGAACCAGCAGUUCUGGGAAGAUGCCUUCUACCACGACGUACAGAACUUCAUCAAAGAGCUGUACCUUCCACGGCAGACUUCGGAAAAGCCCUACAGCAGUUGGGCUUCGGACAGCAAUGGCCUUGUUCAUUCGACUUCCCGUGAUAAAAUGGAUCGUUCGACGCUACUCUCGCGAGCGCAGGAGCCUUCUGCGUUGGAGAUCGCGGCUGAUCAGAUGCGGAUCUGGCCUACCGUAGACCCAGACAAACAGCAGGAGCUCAUCAGCUCCGAAGAGAAGACCCUCUACAGUCAAGCAAUCCACUACGCCAACCGGAUGGUAUUCUUGUUGAUUCCGCAAGACGUCAACCAAGGAGGUAGAGUACAGAAACUAGAUUCCCACGCAGAUGACGACGCCAGCGUUUCCAACAGUGUGAUAGAAUCCCACAGUCACAGCGACCAUAGCGAUGAAGGUUUCGAAGACAACGACCCCAGCGAGACAGGAACGGCGGUCGCCAAAAUGGUUUGUAAAUUCAUUGACCGAGUCUGUAACGAGGGAAACGUGACUCCCGAGCACCUGCGAAACCUUCACCAAAUGGUUCCCGGGGUGAUACAGAUGCACAUUGAAACUCUGGAAUCGGUGAAUCGAGAAGCCAAGCGGAUACCUCCCAUCCAGAAGCCCAAACUUCAAUUCCCCAAUUUCCUCCAGGGUGAAGAACUCAUCGGAGACCCGAUGCGGGUGUACCUGCUUGCCGACGGUCGCGAAGAAAAGGAAGUUGGAACGUCAAAUCUCCUACCGGCGGAGGGAGCUCUCUAUCUGACGAACUACCGCAUAGUGUUCAAGGGAAGUCCGUGCGAUCCGUACUGCUGCGAGCAGAGUGUAGUGCGGGCUUUCCCGAUUUCGUCGCUUACCAAAGAAAAACGCCUCACGGUGAUCUAUCUGCAGCAUCUGGAGCAGGUUCUGCAGGAAGGUAUGCAGCUGCGAUCGUGCACGUUCCAGCUGAUCAAGGUGGCGUUCGACGAGGAGGUGAUCGCCGAUGCAAUAGAAGCCUUCCGAAAGACGAUACACCGGGUACGGCAUCCGGAGGAUGAAUUUGGACAUUUUGCGUUUGCUACGAUGCACGGCAUAGUCAAUCCUACCCCGUUGCAUAAGGUGAAGGAAAAGAAUGCUACAUUGAAAGAUUUCGCGAAGAAGACUCUGCUGAGGACAGCUAAGAAGGCUGGGUUCAAGCAAAAAGGCGCGACUAAGCGGAAAUACAUUCUUCCUGGUGCUGACUUUGAGGAAACUUACGGAAACAGUUCAACGGGGAUCAAUGAAAACCCAGAAGACGAAGACGGAUCAGAUGACGGAGCCGAUACAAUGCCACGGGUAACAGUGAAAGAUGUCGAAAGGUUGAAAGAACGAGGCUACGUCAAGGAUUGGCUUCGAGUGGGUUUGGGAGAUGUUCAAGCGGGAUACCGGAUAAGUUCGAUCAACUGCAAUUAUAGUCUGUGUCGGACAUACCCAGCAAUGUUGGUCUGUCCAAAGGAUGUCUCCGAUGAUAGCCUGAGGAAUCUUUCCCGCUGUUACAAACACCAUCGGAUACCAGUCGCUACGUGGCGUCAUAAGAACGGAGCAACGCUCUUGAGAGGUGCCGUGCCCCUUGCCAAGGGAGUCAUGGGAAUGCUCAAAGGUCAUCCAGGUUCAUCGAACAACUCAGCAGACUCGGCCAGCUUUCAUGAACAGGACCGUUACUUUGUUUGUGUCAUCAAAACCACGCCGCACACUCGUCCGAUUCGGCAUACGGGUAACUUCUCCGAUUCGAACCUUUCCCUCGAUUCGUUAGCCCUAGCGGCGAACGGUCUUAUGACUCGAACAGACAACUCAACGCUAACCCCAGAUAUUGGUCGAAAGAACAACGUUGGUCUCUACUCGAUCAACAAUUCAUCCUUCUCCAGCUUUGGAGCACUUCGACCAACCCCCAAGCAGAACAAGUGGGGCUCGCUGAAACCCGGUGGACAUACCAGUGCUGCCACCUUGCGGGACUACAGCAGUUGGGAUCAACCCCAGCAAUACACCAUCCAACGUGUGCCAUUAUACUUCCUCGGCGAGAAAUCUCAAUCCAAAUCAGCCAAGCUGUCGGAAAUGUACGCCGAGUUCAUCCCCGUAGACUACACCGACGUGCGACACUCGCGAACCGCUUUCAAAAAGCUAAUGCGAGCCUGUCUUCCUUCCUGCAUAAAUACCGAACCAGAUCAAACCUUCUCCAAGUUAGUGGAACAGUCCGAGUGGCUCCAGCAGAUCCGAGGGCUAUUGCAGCUCUCCGGAGCCGUCGUUGAUCUCAUGGAUCUUCAGGAGUCCAGUGUAACGCUAGCCUUGGAGGACGGUUGGGACGUGACUGCCCAGAUUUCCUCACUUGCUCAAUUGUGUCUCGAUCCAUACUACCGUACCAUCGACGGAUUCCGAGUCCUGAUCGAGAAAGAAUGGCUAGCCUUCGGACACCGAUUCGGCCACCGGAGCAAUCUCAAACCGAACAGUAGUUCCGGUUCUCCGUUCGCUCCCACUUUCCUGCAGUUCCUAGAUGCCGUUCACCAAAUCCAAUCGCAGUUCCCCCUCGCAUUUGAGUUCAAUGAAUUCUAUCUACGCUUCCUGGCCUACCACCAUGUGAGUUGCCGUUUCCGAACGUUCCUGUUCGACUGCGAGCUGGAACGUGUGGAUUAUGGCAUAACGGCUAUCGAUGACAAGCGUGGAUCACUCAACUCGCAUCAUAAGCAUGUCGUCGAAGCGCUUACCGUAUCGGACGAUGACAAUAUCUAUCCCGGAGGGCUUGGUGGUGGUCGUGGUAAUCACGCAUCCAAUACUCAGAAGUUCGGUCCUUCGCUCUUCGAUUACAUCGAGCGACAACACGCGAAGAAUCCAAGCUUCUACAACUUCAUGUACACUCCGGAUCCCGACCGGCAAGUGCUUCGGCCACAAAGUUCCAUCUCGGUGCUGGAAGUUUGGUCGUACUAUUUGGACGAAGAAUUAGCUCAAGGGCCACCGUACGAUCCGGAGCUUCUGAACAACGACAACCUGGAUGAGGACAGUGACUACGGCAGUGCGGGCAGUAUGACCAACAAACAUCCCCGACGGAAGGUCGUUUCCGUUGGGUACGACAGCCUGAACAAGUACGACGCGGACGCGUUUUCGCGGUUACUCGAGGAACUGAAGAACGCCGAGGCGGAGAGGGGUCUGUUGCCGCAAAAGUGGCGCCAAGUUUGGGACAAACUUGAACUGCCACACUCGGAUUCGCUGACUAGGCACGCUUCGUUCAGUAGCGCGCUGGUGCGGUCGCAUGGCCGAUUACUGCACAAGAGAUCUACUCUGGAGAUCAUCAUGCGUGGUCGUCAGGUCGGAUACCACCAGGAGAACUUCCUACAUCCCCAUCGCUUCGAGAAGCACGCUUACUCGGCGCCGAUCAACUGCAACCACUGUGGAAACGUCCUUUGGGGUCCGCUUCUUAAUGGACUGAGAUGCGUUGAUUGUGGCAACACUUACCACGAAAAGUGUGCGGAAUCGGUACCGAAGAACUGCACCAAGUACAAAGCGGUUGAAGGCACGCAGCCUACGUUGGCCCGGAAUCAGGGCGACAACAAUAGUGUGUCGUCCGGUGUGAACAACUCCAACACGACGAACCAGCAUUACUACGAUCAGUACAGCAGCAAUGUGGCCGAUGACAGGACGCAUGAAGGAUAUCUGUACAAACGAGGUGCAAUACUGAAGAACUGGAAGCAGCGGUGGUUCGUGUUGGACUCGCAUAAGCACCAGCUGAGGUACUACGAUGCGAUGGAGGACAGCAAUUGCAAGGGGUAUAUUGAACUAGCGGAGGUGCAAUCAGUGUCCCAGGCUCCGCCACAGGCAGCACCAGUGCCGUCGAAGAAGAUUGACGAAAAGGCAUUCUUUGAUCUGAAAACAAGCCGACGAACGUACAACUUCUACGCAGCGGACGCAACCAGCGCCCAGGAGUGGAUCGAAAAGAUUCAGGCUUGUCUGCAGUAAAAACAACAAGUCAGCGGAAGGUAUUCACCAGAUCACACCAAUCCCAUCGUUUCCAUCAUCAAAUACACGUGCGGUAGAAAAUAAUUUAUCAAGUAACGUAAAAUAGAUACACGCAAACAAAACCAGGUAGGCAUAUUUCUAGCAAAUCACCACAUACAAAAUCAUGAAACCUAAAGAUUUUCCAAACGGAUUUCCGAUAUCUGAUGUAUAAUAGUGACGCGACGUAAGAAAGCGUUAUGGUAAGCGAACAUACUCAUUUAAAAUUAGCGCAAAAGUGACACACACAGAAAUAA